This is a messenger RNA of Hibiscus syriacus, 790 nucleotides long. Its product is annotated as probable glutathione S-transferase. Gene Ontology annotation, molecular function: glutathione transferase activity. NCBI's taxonomy places the organism in Eukaryota, Viridiplantae, Streptophyta, Magnoliopsida, Malvales, Malvaceae. The transcript is spliced from 2 exons. Gene Ontology annotation, biological process: glutathione metabolic process. The record is from RefSeq and is a predicted model, not a curated record. Gene Ontology annotation, cellular component: cytoplasm. The coding region runs from base 4 to 702 and encodes 232 amino acids.
GCGAUGGGUGAAAUUGGUGAAAAUGAGGAGGAGGUGAAGCUGGUGGGUGCAUGGUUCAGCCCAUAUGUUCACAGGGUGACCUGGGUUUUGAAGUUGAAAGGAAUCCAAUAUGAAUACGUGGAAGAAAAAAUAAACAGCAAGAGCUCUCUCCUUCUGGACUGUAACCCUGUGCACAAGAAAGUACCAGUGCUGCUUCAUCAUGGCAAACCAAUUGCUGAAUCUCUUUUCAUCAUUGAGUACAUUGAUGAGACUUGGAAACAAAAUCCCAUUUUGCCCACUGAUCCUUAUGACAGGGCAAUGGCUAGAUAUUGGGCUCCCUACAUUGACCAAAUGAUACUUGAAGGUUCAAAGAGAGCGUUAUAUGUGGAAGGAGAGCAGCUAAAGAAAGAGAUAAAAAAAGUAUCAGAGGCCAUGGAAGUGCUUGAAGGGAUGCUGAAAGGAAAGAAAUACUUCGGAGGAGAGAGGUUAGGGUUCUUGGACAUCGCCUUCGGCUGGAUAGCUAUAUGGUUGGAGGCCAUUGACCAAGUGGCCGGCGUUCGAUUUCUCGACUCUCACAAAUACCCUUUGAUCCACAAAUGGAAGAACAAAUUCAGAGAGAUCGAUGUCGUCAAGGACAGCUUGUUUCCCAUGGAAAAGUUGGUUUGCUUCUUUAAGAAAUACAGCCAAUAUUCAAAGCUGAAAUUAUCGGAAGCAACAAAAUGAGAGAUUAUUGCUGAUAAUUAAGCGUUAAAUGGUGGAGAUCUCUCGAUCUCUCUCCUACUGUAUGUAUCCCUGUACUGUAAACUUUGAG